This is a messenger RNA of Stylonychia lemnae, 4086 nucleotides long. NCBI's taxonomy places the organism in Eukaryota, Ciliophora, Spirotrichea, Sporadotrichida, Oxytrichidae. The record is from the annotation of a GenBank genome assembly.
AUGGAUAAGUCUGAAGAUAAAGUCUAAAACAUCAAAGUGUGUAUCAGAAUACGCCCAACCUUCGCCAAUGAAAAAAUAGCUUAAUGGCAAGUUGAUUCUGAUAAAAACUCGAUUAAAGAUCAGAAAAUAAACAUGGAAGAUCCCAUCAUGAAGAUUCUAUAGUAGCAGAAUACAGCACAGAAAAGAUAGUUUGGAUAAUUGGAUAGUGCUCAUCUCAUUGAUGGGUAAAAGACCUCUAAGAGCACGUUCAUAUUUGACAAGAUAUAUCAGUUAAACUCUUCUAAUAAUGAUAUCUACUACGAUUCUUGCAAGGGAAUUAUUGAUCGAGUUACUUAAGGCUAUAAUGGGACAAUUUUUGCAUACGGCUAAACAACUUCUGGCAAAACCCAUACAAUGAUAGGAAAUAAGGAUCAAAAAGGUAUAAUUUAGAUAGCUAUUGCUGAGAUUCUUGGCUUCGCUGAAGAGUAAAAAGAGGAAAGAGAUGUUUCUAUUUGGACAAGUUACAUGGAGAUCUAUAAUGAGGCGUGUAAUGAUCUUCUUGAUUCAAAUAACACUAAUUUGAGAAUUAGAGAAGACCCAUAAGAGGGAUACUAUGUAAGUGGGUUAAAGUCACUUCGAGUUCAUUCGAUAGAGGACAUGAUGAAAAUAUUGACUCUAGGGGAGAGAAGCAGACAUUAUAGACAGACAGAUAUUCAUGAACACUCCUCUAGGUCUCACACUAUUUUCAGAAUCAUUAUUGAGAACAGAUCUAAAGAAUCAAAAAAGGUUUAUGAAUAAACUAAUGCAUCUACUGAUCUAAAUUCUUCAUUUAUUGGGGAUUCUGAGGUGCAUCUAUCCUAUGGAACAAAAUACUCUGUUUUAAACUUGGUUGAUCUUGCAGGAUCUGAGAGAAUCUCAGAAAGUGGAAGUUCAUCUUUAGAAGAAACAUCACAUAUUAACAAGUCUUUGUUUGUGUUAGCGAAUGUAAUAUAUAAGCUCUCUGAUUCAAAGACUACCCAUAUUCCUUACAGAGACAGUAAGCUGACUUAAAUCUUAAGAUCUGCACUUGGUGGUAACUCUCUUACCUCAAUCAUAUGCACCAUUAGUCCAAGCACUGAACAUGUGAAUCAAAGCUUCUCAACAUUGAGAUUUGCAACUAGAGCUAAAAAUGUCGAGAACAAGGCAAAAGUCAACGAGGUCAUUGACGAUCAUGAAAUGCUGAUGGUAUAUAAAUAAAAAGUAGGAAUGCUUGAGAAGAAGGUUCUAAAUCUUGAAAACAUAAUAGCUAAAAACAAUUAAAACCUAGAUUCUAGUCAGUAAUCAUUAGAAUAAUACCGUUAGUAGUGCCAAGAUUAGGAAUAGUUAAUCAAAGAUUACAAAUUUGAGAUAGAUUAACUUAGAUAUGACAAUCAAAAUUUAAGUGAAAACUUUGGAAAAGAGAAGCAGACUGGAGAUUUAAUUAGGAAAAUGUAUAAUAGGGUAGCAGCUAGAGAAUCUUAGGAUGCAGAUAUAUAGACAGAUAGCCAAGAUAACUAUGGAAUGUUUUAGUAAAUUGUCGAUAUGAUAAAAAUAGAUAAUAAGCUUACAAAUGUGAAAAUAACAGAGACUACUCAAAUGGAAAUGUUUUAUGAAUUUUUUGAGUUUCAGAAGAAGCUUAAGCAAAUAAUGGUAGCUCCAAAUAUGAGAUCAUCAAAAAAAGCUGCAGAAUUAUCUGCAAUCAAUUUUUACCCCUCUCGUCCUGAUACCGCCUAAAGUGUGAGAAGUGCUAUAUCACAAAAUAGUGUGUUGGAUUUGAAUAGAGCAUCCCCUAAUAAGAUUAAUAAAGAAUAACUGAGAUAGGAUGGAUUUCAACUUGCAUAAUCAUAAAAAAUGAGAUUAGUUGAAGAAGGGAAAAUAUCUAUAUCAGCUACCAAGAAGCCUAUGUUGAAGAUGGAAAGUAUGGAUCCACAAUUACUUAGCUUUAAUCAUAGUUAAGACUUUGAUGUUUAUAAUGAUGAACCCAUCAAAGUUUAUGGCGGUAGACCAUUAAGUACUUCAAAUUAAUCUGUGAUUAGUAACGGUUCUCAAUAAAAAUAAGUUACAUCUAAGCAAUUACCCAAUAUAAUUAAUAAGCCUACAAUUUAAUAACAAAAGCCUUUAAGGUCAAGUUAAAAUACCAAGAAUACUUAACAAAGAUAGCAACCGUAAUCCUAGAAUAAAUAAUAAGCAUACAAUACUAAUACAACAAGCAGAAAAAGUGUGAUAAUACCAUUAGUAGGUCCAGUCAGUAGCUAAACUUCAAAUUAAGCUCUUGUAACAUAAAAAGAUUUUGGAAUGAAAAGCUAACCUUAGUAACAACAAACAUAAAUUAGAUAAGCUAGAAAUAGAGGUAGUUCUUAAGUAGUUCAUAAAUCAAUGAUUGAUACAUAAUCUUCAUUUGUACGAAUUACUCCUCCCAAUCUUGAGGACGACAUUCUUAACGUUUAAAUUCAGCCAAAUAAUAUAUAAAUUAUUGAUGUGAAGUAAGAAAAAAUAAAAGACAAUGUUUAAAGUUAAAAUGAAUCUCCACUUGAUGAACUGAAAAAUGCAGAUCAGAUUUAAAUUAAGAGUGACAUUAAUUUAGUCAGUUAACCGUCGAAAACAAGAUUAAUGAGCAGUCAAAUGAAUAAAAGAGUGUUUGAUAAGCAAGAUUUGCUAGAUAUGAAAGAACUUGAUGAUGAAGAGGUCUAAGAUUAAGAAGAGGAUUUGGUAAAUGAAUAUAAAUCAGAUGAUGAGCUUGAAGAAAUGGUAUCUUAAGUUGAAAGUCAUAGUGUUUAUUCAUAAGGAUCUAAAAUUAAUGAGAUGAUUGUCAAGUUCAAUAUUCAUAAGAUUAAACGAGAAAUGCUUGAAUAGGACUUGAAUGAUAAGAAUCUUAAAAAGCCUAAAAAUGGAAUUAACACUUAUUUCUUUGGUGAUAACCGUUAAGGAAAAUGUGGAUAAGGAAAUGACGAUCCAUUUGUUACUGAGCCUAGAUGUCUUUUCUUCAGAUUUAAAGAUAUAGUAUCUGGACACCAUCAUAAUUUAGCCCUUGACAGUAAUAAUUCAUUAUAUUCAUGGGGAAGGAACAGAUUUGGGUAACUUGGACAAGGUAAUGAUGAAAAUUUGAACACAUUUUAGCCAGGCCUGGUUAGAGGUCCCCUUUAUCAAGUUAAAAUUGACUUGAUAUCAUGCGGAUGGUAGCAUUCAAUGGCCACGACGCCCUAAGGAUUUUUGUUUGCUUGGGGAUUAAAUAUGUGCGGUCAACUUGGAUUGGGAGAUUUUGUUGAUAGAUAUGAACCAGAGCAUGUUAAAAUUUUAGCCGAACACUAAAUUAGGAAUAUUAGCGCUGGAUAUCUUCACAGUGGUGCUGUAACUGCAGAUGGUAAACUUUUUUUAUGGGGAGCAAAUCCUGAUUGCAGAUUGAUUAAGAAAAUUGAGUACUACAAGAAAUCAGGCAGACCAAAGAACUACUGCAAUCCAUAGUAUUGCGAUGAAAUGAGUGAUAAAAAGAUAGUUUAAGUAUCUUGUGGAACUUCUCACACUCUAUUAUUAGAUCAUUUAGGAUACUCUUAUGCUGGGGGCGCUCCUGAUAACGGGCAGCUAGGUGUUAUUCAUUAUUAAUUUACUCCGAAAAUCUGUGAUCAACCUUAUGUUAUAGUCAGUGCAUUCUCUUAAUCAAACCCAGGAGUUAAAGUCUCAGCUGGUGAUGGAUUUUCAAUGUUUUUAGACAAGGAUGGCAUUCUAUUCUGCUGUGGUAAGGGUAAUUUUGGGAGAUUAGGCUUAGGGCACUAAUAUAGUAUCAACAGUCCAGUUAAAUUAGUCUGGUUUAUUAAAAGACAUAUUAAAAUUAAGGAUGUAGUUGCUGGAGGUAGACAUUGUCUAGCAAUGAGUGAUGAAGAGAUACCCUAAGUUUACGGAUGGGGUUUUGGUUUCUAUUAUUAAUUUGGUCUUGGUGAUGCUGAUUAGGAAGAUUAUUUAGAGCCAAUAAAAUUACAAAUUAUAAAGGACAAUGAAUAAGUGAGGUUGGUAAAGAAAAUAGCUUGUGGAUAUUUCCAUUCAGGAGUUAUCAUUAAGAAUUUGAAAGAUAAGUAAGCAUCCAUUUCAUAAUGA